GCAAGCGGAGAGGGAGAGAGAAAGGGAGAGUGAGAGGCAGGGGGAGGAGCAGGUGCCCGGAAAGGGGGAGAGGAGGCAGGAGGAGGCCAGUUACAAGGGGGAACAGGUUGACCUGUCAUUCAGUGCCAGGAAUAGAAAAGGGCCUGCAAGCCGCGAAGCAGCUCCCACAAGCAGAGAGAGUCGACAGGGAAUGCCAGCAGCGCGCUCCUAUUCAGAGAGCCUGCUCACCACCAGACUACAACAGAUACAACAGCUACAACAGCAACAACACGGUAUACUGCACAGAGUUGCACACAGCUCCCAGCCAGAGACAGCCAGAGGAGGUGGACCUGGACCUAUCAAGAAGUUGCAGCAAGAGCCCAAGCACAAGCCUGCGAUACCUCAGCUCGGGAGCUCCUUUCCUGGACGCAUCUCAGCCGACGGCCCCAGCUCCAGCAUGGGCAGUGAGCUGGAUGAGGAGGACAACGAGGUGAAGUGGUUCAGUGACGUGGCCUUCCGCAGCCUGUCCUCUGGAUCCCCUCAGGUGGACUACCUGGACAUGUACAACUCCAGUCACUGCUCCUCCACCGGAGCCUCCCAGCCCUCCACCCAGGACAGCCCAGCGGGGGCUAAUGCAGCCUGGCUGGCCUAUGCCGACCUCAGGGGGUCUGCUCCACGGCUGGACAAUGAAGACUUCCCAGUUCCACGCCAGCAGCUGCAGCCCUCCUCUGGGGCUUAUUAUCCACCCCUGGAUGGCCUGGACCCAUCCAAAAAAUAUGAGAUGGGCAGCUUCGAGUGUGUAGACGUGGCUGUGGAGAGAGAGGAACCCAAGGCGAGGAGAGGAGUGCCCAAGAGACAGAUCCAGCUGAAAAGAAGGAAUACGGCCGAGCUGAAGCUGGGUGAGAACAGGGAUGGUAGUCCCAUCAUGGUUCCUAGUCCUGUAAUGGUUCCUGUGGCUCCUGUGGUUACAAAGGACAGUCCUUCUCUACAGAGACACAACAGAGAGACGUUGCAGAGACAACACAGCACACCUGCUGCUUUGCAGGAAGCCUACCGCCCGGGACCCAGCCCUAAACCUGCAACUGAGCAGACCGAAAGGAAGGGCAAGCACCAGAAGUCUUUGUCCCUUGACGAGACAUGUACCAAAACCAAGAUGGCCACUUGCCUGAUCAAGAGCAUCCUCUCCAAGAAGAUGCAGAAUGUUGGUAAACAAACCGACCAGGAAGGAGGAGGUGACCUCAGCCCCUCUGAGAACAAAACCCCUCCUCCUCCUGAAAGUGAAGUGUCAACCAUUAAAGAGUCCCCGAAACCAGAGACACAGAAUCUGAGUUCCAGCAUAAAUUCAGAAGACAGUCUUUCCUCUGAGGACCUGGCUGUGAGAAGAGAGACGAGCCCAAACACUGACGUAAACAGACAACAGAGAAGUUUCGGGGUGAAACCCAGUAUUAGACCAACAAACCGUACUAUUAAUAUUAACUCGACUUCUCCACUGCGAAGCAACAAGAGACCUGAACCAACCUGCACAACCCCUGAGAUGAGUCCUGGUGCACGUUUUGCUCCAGUUACCUCUCCUCAGGGAAACAAUAGAAUUGAAUCUCACUGCAACAGAACCCCUAACCAUGUUAGCCCUUGGAUGAGGUCUGAGCCCCCUACUACUAGUUGUCCUCAGAGAAACAAUGACAGAAUUGAAUCUCCUGUCAGAAACCCAAACUCUUGGAGAACUGACCCGGUCAAACCAGAGGUGAGGUCUGAACUGGUGUUCCCGUUUGAGAGUACAAAACACACAGAGAAGAACGCCAGGAUGGGAGUAAAGCAGACGCAUGACAGUAAAUGUAGGCAUGAGAGGGAUGACAGUAAACGGAGGGAUGAGAAGGAUGACAAACAGGGAGGUGACUCAGCAGAUGCAGCUGCCCGGAACACCGGCGUUCUUGCUGCCACUCGAGCCAACAGCAUGCAGGCAGGAAUGACAAACAUAAAAAAGCUGGACUACCACUCUGACUCUGAAGACCAUAAACAUCCGAGCAUCAAGAGCACCUACACAUCCAAAACACCAGAGAUCACUCUAAAACCCAGCCCUGUUACAGAGAAAAAGAAAACCUCUUCUCUAAACGUCUCACUGUCGCCCGAGCUGGAAACUAAACUUGAGGUUAAACACGAGACUGCCUCCCCUGGGAGGACCUGUCAGAGAGAAACAAGAGAAGAAGACAGGAGAGUGGAGACUUCACAUAGAGAAACCAGAGAAGAAGACAGGAGAGUGGAGACUUCACAUAGAGAAUCCAGAGAAGAAGACAGGAGAAUAGGGACUUCACAUAGAGAAACAAGAGAAGAAGACAGGAGAGUGGAGACUUCACAUAGAGAAACCAGAGAAGAAGACAGGAGAGUGGAGACUUCUAAUAGAGAAUCCAGAGAAGAAGACAGGAGAAUAGGGACUUCACAUAGAGAAAAAAGAGAAGAAGACAGGAGAGUGGAGACUUCUAAUAGAGAAACCAUAGAAGAAGAGAAGGGAGUGAAGACCUUGAACAAGAUGAAUGAACAGACUGAGAAUGUGGAUACCAAUAGGAAGGGUAAAGCCAAAGCUCCCCUGCACAAAGUGAGAGAUGUUAGAAGGCUGGUGAAAAACACAUACAACCUGUCAUUCAAGGCCAUGCCAGCACCAGAGAAGGAGGAGAGGAGGGAGGAGAGCGUGGAGGAGAGGAGAGAGGAGAGGAGAGAGGAACAGGGAGAGGAAAGGGGGGAGGAUAGAAAAGAGGAGAGGAGGGAGGAAAGGAGUGAGGAGAGAUAUGAAGACAGGAAAGAGGAAAAGCCGAUGCCUCGUCCUCAGCCAAUGCAGAUAGAAUACAAAGCUGUCAGCUGGAGAGAAAACAAAAACAAAACAAGAACGUUCAACCAAACAGACAGAGAAAUGUCUAGAGGCAAACCUAAGGUUGAUUCUUUACAGCAGGUGUCCACAGAUACAACCAAAGUACCCAAGGACCCUUCUGAUGUAACAGCUAAGAGUUGCACAACAGAGGAAGUAGCUGUGACAGAGACAGAGUUAAACCAACACAAUGACACUGUCAAAACAGAAACAGGCAACACCAAGGUGAAACCCAGUGAAACAGAGUCACCGAGAGUAACCAGGAGACACCGAAGUGUAUCAGAGUCUAGUGACAAACCUGAAGUGGUGAGAAGAGAUACAAAGCCACCUAUGCUGGGCAGCAGCCCUAAACUCCCCAUUAAAGACAAAGAAGUGUCUAGUGCUUCUCUGGUGCUACAGGAUGGAUCCAAUAAGCCCAAGUCAUUCUCAGCCUUAGCUCCAGCCUCCCCGGCCGCGACGUCUCCUGCUCCCUCCUGCCCUACUCCAGCCUCUCCAGCCCUGGUCCCAGUCCCAGCCUCCCCAGCACCUGCCUCAUCCCCAGCCCCAGCUCCAAAACUGGUCUCCUCACCUGGUCGCAAAGCUUCACCAGCUCCAGCUUCUCCUCCAGCCCCAACCUCAUCCCCAGCUUCAGUUCUAGGCACUCCACAUUCUUCUGUCCCCACCAAGACCCCCACCCCUACCCCCACCCACUCUGUGUCCAUACUGGUCAAGGAGAAGGGCUACCAGGCAGAUAUUGGGUCUGUGGUCUCUGAGGCUGUGUCAGAGGAGAUAACAAGGAGUGGGGGUGAAGGUGGGGGUGGAGGGGUCCCAAGGAAACAUAUAAACCGAAUAGAGAUCCCUCUUCAGACCCGUGGACCCUCAGAUGGGGGUACGAGUGACUCACACAGACAGAGAACCUACUCGUCCUCGUCUACAUCCUCUGUGCAAGCAGCCUCAUCCGCAUCAUCCUCAAGCACUGUGCAAGCAGCCUCAUCCGUAUCAUCCUCAAGCACUGUGCAAGCAGCCUCAUCCGUAUCAUCCUCAAGCACUGUGCAAGGUGCGUCAUCCUUCUCCUCGUCUUCUGUCAAUGUGUCAACCUCAGCCUCAUCCUUUUCGUCAUCUUCCGUCAAUGCAUCAGUCUCUUCCUCUCCUACCCAUUCGGUCCCAAGUUCUCCCAGGCUUCGAAGAGUCUCCACUCAAACGGAUGACAGAGUUAGGACCACUUUUAAUCAGGAGAGGGUUAGUGUCAGAGCCACAGUCAGAGACAUAGAGCAACGCACGGCAUCAUCACCACCACCCCCACAGAAGAAAACACAAGAAGACACUGCUGAAAAGGAGACAGUGAAGAAAUCAACCUACUCACCUAAGUUACCAGGUUCGCUACCAGGCUCACCAGCACUGAUGAGAAGAUACCGACCACAAGUGAUCGAGGUGAGGUCGUUGUCUAAAGAAAUACAUAAACAAGAUAAACAAGAGAAGACCAUCAUGUCAAGCACCAGACCACAAACUAUAGAGGUUCACUCAAUAGCCAACGGUCCACCAGUGGCACCGAAACCAAAGUUCAGACAAACAGAUGCAAAUUCACUGUCCAGUGAAACACAGCAGAAACCAGCGGAGGCAACAUUAAGCUUCAACCAGCACACAGAAGAGGAGAGAGCUGUGCCCAAUGAGAAACCAUCGACUUCAGCUACAACAAUCCAAAGACAUCUAUCGAAUGAUUCAACCCCAGCACCUAACUAUAAUAAAAAGUUAUCAGUUUCUGCAGUGUCCAGCUACAGGCCUCCACCUACCAAGACAACAAUCAUCGCUAGUUUCUCUCACAAACCAGCAUCAACAACAGUAGACACAGAGACAUCAAAUGAAAGGCCAAAGCAACCAGGGGCCUCAACCCAAGGACAAGGACAGGCCCCCAGCUACACACAGAGACCCACAACCCUCACAGUCUCAGCCCCAGCUCCUACCCACGCCCCCGCUGCCCCAGUCCCUGCCCAAGUCCCUACCCAUGCCCCUGCCAAACACUCAAACCAGUCAGCUGUUGUGGAUAUAACCAGCCACCCGCACAAUCUCAAAACAACAACAGUGUGCCCUCAGGAGCAAACAAUGCCGGUUACUUUCAACAAUACAAACCAACCUGCCACGGUAUCCACAAACACACAGGCCCCCAUAUACACACACCACAUACACACACAGCAGCCCGUACACAGAUCCUUGUCCAGCGACCACCCGCAGAGGGUAGAUGACCUCCAUUUCUACGCAUCAGACGACCCCCCUAGCUACGACGAGAGGGAGAGGUUCAGCCCCCUCCACCUACCUGACCUGCCACAGAGGAAGCUGAACCGCUACCACCCCUCCUCUUCCUUCUCCUCUGCCUCCUCCCGUCCCCCUCCCUGCUCCUGCACCUCUGGUUGCCCAUCCCACGGCCUCACACCCCCUCACCACCACCACUCUCCCCACACCCCUCCCUUCCCCUCCCACUCCCCCGGCCAGGUGCUGCCUUACUCCGUGGGGGGUCAACCCCCUCUCCGCCCACACCAGUGCAGAGCAGAUCCCCAGCCUCUGAGUUCAAUCAGCUACCAGCCCAGCUCUCCCAAAUCAUCCACCCUCCCCAGCCCCACCCAGCCCCCCCCAGGCAUGUACCAGUCCCUCCACCAACCCCAGCCCUCCAUGCUCCAGCCCUGCCCGGCCGACCGCCCUCUCCAGCACCCCCAACACAUGGACCCCCGUCGGGCCCCCCCGCUCCACCGCUCCCCUCACGGCCAGCCACCUGUCUCUGGGGGCCCCUACAGUGACCACAGCCACUCUCCUAAUCUGCCCCCUAUGGACCCUCAGUACCUGUGCAGCCCACAGAGCCUGGGGCCAUCGUAUGGGUCUGAGUAUGGGAGUCUGUCUGGGUCUGACUACCCAGACAGUACUGGUGGUCUGGGGUACGGGCAAACCCCUCGCAGGGUCCUCAUGGAUCCUGACACAGGGAAGUACUUCUACAUUGAGGUGCCUGUGCAGCCACUGAGGAAGAUGCUGUUUGAUCCAGAGACGGGCCAGUACGUGGAGGUGCUCAUCCCCCAGAGUACCAUGUCUCACUCAGGCCUCUACCCUACCUCGGCCGCACCCUACUCCCCCGCCUCUGCGGCCCCCUUUUCCUCCAUCCACAACCCCAACAUGUACGCCCCCGCCCCCCAGUACCUCCCCUAUGGUCCACCUGCACCUCACCCCCAGCCCCAGCCACCCCGCCACCCAGAGGCUCCAGCCCCAGGGACGAUGCACCAGAAUGGGGCUCAGGUCGGCUACGGGAGCCCCGGGAGCCAGGGUUCCAAGCCGGAGCCCCAGAAUCAUGCACCUCUGGACCAGAGCUACCUGGAGAGCAUGUACUACGUCCCUACAGGCAUGAACACUAGCCCCCCGGACUGCUACCACAAACAACCCUCCAGUCUGCCCAACACGGGGGGGAAGAGGGCCUGAAAUAGUCGUCUUCCUGGUGCCUGUAAGAUCUCAGAAUACAGCCAGGUCAGGGUGUAUAUGAGGAGGUCUAAUGUUAGACUCAGGCCUUAUUGUUAGCUUUGUUUCCCUGGCAACUGGACUGGAGAGAAUGAUUCUUUAGUUGUGGUUGUUUGUUGUUUUAUUGUUUUGUUGUUUAUGUUCUUCAUUGCUUUUUAUUCGUCUGAUUGCCUGAUUAUGUUUGCUUUUUAUGCAUUGAUUUGGUAAGAGAAAAAAACAUGAUCAUGUUGAAGGUCCUUGAUGAUCUUUCUGGGAUUUCUUAUUUUAUUUUUCUUCGACAAAAACAAAAAGUGACAAUUUUCUACCGUUUACCUAACAGCCAAAAGGUGUGCCUUAUCCAUUCUCAUAGAUUGUUCAUUAAAUCUAAACAAACACUUACUGUUCGCAUUUACAUUACAUUUAGAUAGAUGUUUCAACUGAUCACAUUACAUUUAGAUACAUGUUUCAACUGAUCACAUUACAUUUAGAUACAUGUUUCAACUGAUCACAUUACAUUUAGAUACAUGUUUCAACUGAUCACAUUACAUUUAGAUACAUGUUUCAACUGAUCACAUUACGUUUAGAUACAUGUUUCAACUGAUCACAUUACAUUUAGAUACAUGUUUCAACUGAUCACAUUACAUUUAGAUACAUGUUUCAACUGAUCACAUUACAUUUAGAUACAUGUUUCAACUGAUCACAUUACAUUUAGAUAGAUGUUUCAACUGAUCACAUUACAUUUAGAUACAUGUUUCAACUGAUCACAUUACAUUUAGAUAGAUGUUUCAACUGAUCACAUUACAUUUAGAUAGAUGUUUCAACUGAUCACAUUACAUUUAGAUACAUGUUUCAACUGAUCACAUUACAUUUAGAUAGAUGUUUCAACUGAUCAUGAACAUUCAUACAUCUAAUAUUUGAAAUAAAUUCACUUUGUAUUAAAACCAAUAUCUCCCACAAACUUCAAACUGCUAUCUUGGGAAGAUCUCAUGUAUGUCAUGUUUUUCUCUGUUUAUUUCUGAAUGAGUAGGUUUUGUUCACAGAGAAGAUGCAAUGACACCAAUAGAAAUGUGUAAAAUAUUGAAUGUAAUAAAACUACUGUAGAAUGCC
Salmo salar (Atlantic salmon) is the source of this 7393-nucleotide messenger RNA. Lineage: Eukaryota; Metazoa; Chordata; Actinopteri; Salmoniformes; Salmonidae. The record is from RefSeq and is a predicted model, not a curated record.